UCGACGCAUGACAGUUUACGAGUCUUCCUGUUCGCUCGUGGCUAGAGGACGUUGGUGUCACAGAGGAGAGGGGCUCUUCGGGUAUUUUUAUUUUCACUAAAUCAAGAAAAUAAGUAACAGUCAAAAUGUUUUCCCGUGCCGUGAGACCUACCGUCAGCCUCGUUCGGAGCUUGUCCACCUCGUCUCAGAACAACGCCAAGGUGGCGGUGCUUGGAGCGUCAGGCGGUAUAGGCCAGCCGCUAUCUCUGCUGCUCAAGAAUAGCCCCCUGGUGAGUCACCUCUCCCUCUAUGAUAUUGCCCACACUCCCGGGGUGGCUGCAGACCUUAGCCACAUCGAGACAAGGGCCCAAGUGACCGGCCACAUGGGUCCCGACCAGCUGGAUGCCGCUCUGCAGGGCUGCGACGUCGUGGUUAUUCCCGCCGGUGUACCCAGAAAGCCAGGCAUGACCCGUGAUGACCUGUUCAACACCAAUGCCACCAUUGUUGCCACCUUGGCUGAUGCCUGCGCCCGCAACUGCCCCGAGGCUAUGAUCUGCAUCAUCGCCAACCCUGUCAAUUCCACUAUCCCUAUUACAUCAGAGGUCAUGAAGAAACGUGGAGUGUACAACCCCAACAGAGUGUUUGGUGUCACAACCCUGGACAUUGUCAGAGCAAACACCUUCGUGGCAGAGCUUAAAGGCCUUGACCCAGCUCGCGUCAAUGUACCAGUCAUUGGAGGUCACGCAGGGAAGACCAUCAUCCCCCUCAUUUCCCAAUGCACACCCAAAGUGGAGUUCCCUGCUGACCAGCUGUCUGCACUGACUGGCAGGAUCCAGGAGGCCGGAACAGAGGUGGUGAAGGCCAAGGCUGGAGCUGGAUCUGCUACCCUCUCCAUGGCCUAUGCAGGUGCCCGUUUCACCUUCUCUGUCCUGGACGCCAUGAAUGGAAAGGAGGGUGUGGUGGAAUGCGCCUAUGUCAGAUCUGAGGAGACGGAGUGCAAGUACUUCUCCACACCUCUUCUCCUGGGGAAGAGUGGCAUUGAGAAGAACCUGGGGCUGGGCCGGCUGUCUGCCUUUGAGGAGAAGCUGGUGGCUGAUGCCAUAGAUGAGCUGAAGGCUUCAAUCAAGAAGGGCGAGGAUUUUGUAGCUAAUAUGAAGUGAACAGGGGGCAUAAAGUUAGCUGUAAAUUAGCAGUGUCUGUGAUUGAUAAUUUGUUCUGUCUUAACUUAAAGGCAUCUGGGUAAAUCUCAAGAUCUGUCACAGUGUUUCCUCUUUUUUAUUUUUGUUUUAGCAGUAGGAUCUCCUAAUUCAGAAAUCCUGCUUUUGGCAUUGGUCCUCACUCCUUUGUAUAAUUUCCAUUGCCUUUCCCAACAUGGCUUUAUUUUGCACCUAUGAUUUGUGUACAUACUGUACUGUGACUUAUCUAUAUUUUGCAAAUGUCAAAUUUAAACAAAACUUCCUAUAUUUUCAUGUACAGUCUGUGUUAGAGGGGAUUUCUCUGCUGAAUGAAUGAGGAGGAAAUGCUGUCAUCAUGCCUGUCGAUGCAAAUAGAUGUUACUGAUGAGCAAAAUAUUCACUCCACCAAUAAAACAGUUCAGCUUUAAAAAAA
Lates calcarifer (barramundi perch) is the source of this 1587-nucleotide messenger RNA. It is a transcript of the gene mdh2, whose product is annotated as malate dehydrogenase 2, NAD (mitochondrial). The record is from RefSeq and is a predicted model, not a curated record. The coding region runs from base 126 to 1139 and encodes 337 amino acids. Gene Ontology annotation, molecular function: L-malate dehydrogenase (NAD+) activity. Lineage: Eukaryota; Metazoa; Chordata; Actinopteri; Centropomidae. Gene Ontology annotation, cellular component: cytoplasm; mitochondrion. The transcript has a single exon. Gene Ontology annotation, biological process: malate metabolic process; tricarboxylic acid cycle.